Messenger RNA from Verticillium nonalfalfae, 975 nucleotides. It is a transcript of the gene MIR1, whose product is annotated as mitochondrial phosphate carrier protein. The transcript is spliced from 3 exons. Gene Ontology annotation, biological process: mitochondrial phosphate ion transmembrane transport. Gene Ontology annotation, molecular function: phosphate transmembrane transporter activity. The record is from RefSeq and is a predicted model, not a curated record. NCBI's taxonomy places the organism in Eukaryota, Fungi, Ascomycota, Sordariomycetes, Glomerellales, Plectosphaerellaceae. Gene Ontology annotation, cellular component: mitochondrial inner membrane. Bases 1 to 975 code for a protein of 324 amino acids.
AUGGCUUCCGCACCAACAUCCACCGGCUCGGCCAAGGUCGAUGCCGUCGUCCAGAAGGCGGCCGCCGCCGUCCCUGGCACGCCCACCGGCUUUGACCUCUACGCUCGCUUUGCCCUGGCUGGUGCCAUUGGCUGCUCCGUCACCCACGGUGCCCUGACGCCCGUCGAUGUCGUCAAGACCCGUAUCCAGCUCGACCCUGCCACCUACAACCGUGGCAUGAUCGGCAGCUUCAAGCAGGUCAUCCAGAACGAGGGCCCCCUCGCCCUCCUCACCGGUUUCGGCCCUACCUUUGCCGGCUACUUCCUCCAGGGCUCCCUGAAGUUCGGCGGUUACGAGUUCUUCAAGCAGCAGAGCAUCAACCUGCUCGGCUACGAGACCGCCUCCAACAACCGCACCGCCGUCUACCUCGCCUCCGCCGCCGCCGGCGAGUUCUUCGCUGACAUCGCCCUGUGCCCCCUCGAGGCCACCCGUAUCCGUCUCGUCUCUGAGCCCACCUACGCCAACGGCCUCAUCGGUGGCUUCACCAAGAUGGCCAAGCAGGAGGGCUUCGGCGCCUUCUACGCCGGCUUCGGUCCCAUCCUGUUCAAGCAGAUCCCCUACACCAUGGCCAAGUUCGUUGUCUACGAGAAGGUCGCCGAGUCCAUCUUCCGCGCCUACCCCAAGGAGACCCUCUCCUCCGGCCAGCAGACCCAGGUCAACCUCGCCUCCGGUCUCAUCGCCGGUCUCGCCGCCGCCGUCGUCUCCCAGCCCGCCGACACCAUGCUGUCCAAGAUCAACAAGUCCAAGGGCGCUCCCGGCCAGGGCACCGUCUCCCGCCUCAUCCAGAUUGCCGGCGAGCUCGGCGUCCGCGGCUCCUUCGCCGGUCUCCCCACCCGUCUCUUCAUGGUCGGUACUCUCACUGCUGGUCAGUUCGCCCUGUACGGCGAUAUCAAGAAGGCCUUGGGUGCCACAGGCGGCGUGGAAAUUGCGAAAUAA